AUGACAUUCUCUCGCUCCCGCUCCCCCGCCCGCGCGCGAUCGGCUUCGCCUCGCCGUUCACCAUCCACUUCGCAAGCUCUGCCUGCUUCCCCGUACUCCGACUCCUAUGACGGCGAGGAUGACGACGGUAACGGCUACGAUAACUACGACUACGACGACGACGAGGAGUCGGGUGCUCAAGAUCGCGAGCUCACGCACGAGGAGAAGGUCCGCCGUUGCCUCGCCGACUCGCCCUCACCAACGGGUUCUCCAGUACGUCAAGAUGAAUCGCUCUUUGGUGCGGACGAGUGGAAGGCCAAGGCAGAGGAGUCCGCUCGUAAGCAUGGCGCCGAGUACAUCUCCCAUCUUCACACCAAGGACUUGUACCGCGUCGACCUUGCGGUGAAAGAGUCCCAGGGCGACUACAUCACCACACUUGAGGCUGAGGCCGCCAAGGUCAAGGCCCUUGAGGCUCAGGUCGCCAACCUCAAGGAGCAAAUGGCCAGUAUGCAGGCUGAGAAGGACAAGAAGAUCCUUGCUCUCGAGUCGGAAUUCAAGGCCCUCGGCUUGGGCACUCAGGCCGCCGCUCCUCCGACGCCCGCCAGCACCAAGUGCAGCAACUGGCUCAAGCCUCGUGCUAAAUGUUUCGCGGGCUGCACUCGUCUUCACCGGGAAGAUUUGAUCAUGGUCGCUGAGACCGGAGGCAGGGUCAAGCCGAUUGAGGAGCCGAUGGAGGAGGCUAUGUGA
This is a messenger RNA of Alternaria arbusti, 726 nucleotides long. RefSeq lists its product as uncharacterized. The coding region runs from base 1 to 726 and encodes 241 amino acids. The transcript is spliced from 3 exons. NCBI's taxonomy places the organism in Eukaryota, Fungi, Ascomycota, Dothideomycetes, Pleosporales, Pleosporaceae. The record is from RefSeq and is a predicted model, not a curated record.